AAUUUGUCGCCCAAGAGGAGAGGUGUGCGCAACGAGACGCCUUCUUCCUUUUUGACUUUUUCUUUUUUUUAACUCGUCGCCCCGAAAGGCCCCAAGAAGAAGAGGAAGAAUUAUUCGCAUUUGUGUUUGUUUCCUCUUUCGAAAAGUCGAAAAGACUUGUACUCUGGUUCAGUCCAAUCUGUGCUCCACUGGAUAUAUCCAUGGAAUCGCUCGCCACCAUCCACUUGUGACGCAUUCCACUUCUCGUUGGCUGGUCGAAACUCGUACGACCGAAAACAGAUCUCAGCAACGUUCAUCAUAGCGCGUGGCUUGUGUGAACCACCCGAUAAUCUAUUGCCCAGCACCUAUCAACCGUCUGUCCAUCCGUCAUUCAUUUAUCCAUCCAUCCAACCAAUUAACCAAAACAACCAUCCAUCCAUCCAUCCAUCCAUCCGUCCGUCCAUUGAUUUAGUGAAUCAUUGAAGCGCCCGAGACGACGCCGUAUUUCUAACUUUGCACUUUCGUUGUUUCGGUCAAACGCCAGACGCAGCACGCACAGCCACCGACUGCUCCGGUCCACCCCCCUUACACACAGCGAAAGGAGAAAACUGUUCAGCAGCUGCGUCUGCCAGCGAAGCCCAUUGCGAAUUUUCUCCAUCAGCAGCGUUUCGGCCGGAACGAGACUCGAGAGAGUGGGCGUCAAGAAAGGCAAGAAAAUCAGCGGCUGUUGCAAAGUAAAGAGACGGGAAGAAGCAUUAUGUUCUGAGCGUGAAAGAGAUAGAGAGAGAGAGAGAGAGAGAGGCUAUCGUUGGAAAUCGAACAGACAGACAGACAGACAGUUGCAUUUGGCAUUGCUUGUGUAUAGAAUGGCCGGAGGAGAAUGCAAGACGCAUCAGCACGGCUGCAAGCUAUCGCUCUCACUGCUUCGCUCUUUCCGCAUCAUCAGCAUUCGUCAAGUGUCGAUAGCUUAAUUGCACACGGCGACGACUGGACUAAAUAACAAGCGAGUGAGUUUCAUCUCGUAUAUUUAGACCCCCCUCCGAUCUUUUCUUGCCCGUUUCAUCCAAUCUACAGUUCGCGUCUCUAUCAAAAAGAAUCGAAUUUUCAGAAAAGAAAAGGACCAUUCCAUAAAAAAGACGACAGCAAUCAGCCGAUCCAUUUCAGAUUUCAUUCAUUUCAUUCAUUUACUUCGCCGCUCCGUAAUUAACUGGGCGUCGAUAUCUGGCGUUGAGUUGAGCAGCCAGCCGCCAGUGGAGGAGAGGAGCGCCAUGCAUCCGCCCGUGUGUAAUAGCAGCAGCAGCAGCAGCAGCAGCAGCAGCCGCCCGUCAAUGUUGCGCCCAGCAGCCAUGCGAUCGCGUCGCGACGCAACAACGAGAAGCAGUGCGGCCCUGGUGGCUUUGCUGGCCCUGUGUUUGUGUGAGGUUGGAUCUGUUCUAGUCGCCAAAGAGAGUGCCGCCGUCCAGCAGCCGGGUGCCGGGGUCAAAUCGAUGCUCUCGCCGGCAAAUGUUCAGCCACAUCAGACGUGGCAGCAACAUCCGGAAAAGGAGCGCUCGGCUCCACGCAGCGUCCGCCGGAGUCAGUCGGCCGGCUGGAUCCAGUCGGAGGAGAACCAUGAUCAUCCGUACGUCCCUCACAGCAAGGCCUCGUCAUCUCAGCCAUCGUCGUCGUCGUCGUCGUCGUCGUCGGCCACAUGGAUUGAGCCGCUUCUUCGUCAGCAAUGGGAGCCGAUGAGCUCGAGCGACGAGCCGGAAGAGAUGACUGCGGCCGGAUCGAAUGAUGUGAUGACGAGCGAGGCUGUCGCCGUGGCUAAGCCGGUCUCUUGGCGUGACAACGAGCUGGUGGCCCCGUCGAGCGUCGACCAGGUAGACGGGAGCAAGAGCGGCGUCCAACAACUCAACUGGCACGAAGCACAGCUGGCCCGCCUCCACGGAUUGGGACCGGCGGAAAUCGCCGCUCUCUCGACGUGGCAGCACAAGUUGAGGCUUCAUCCGCUGCCUAAUCGGCUGAUAGCGACGACGGGCUGGCAGCACCAACACCAUCAGCCGCCAUCUUUUUCGCCCAGAAAUUUGCUGCCGCUCAAUGGUGGCAGCCACGGCCCAAAGUCCUCGCUGCACAGCCAACAGGUCCUGACGCCAUUUGACGACGACGCCGACGUCCCGCCCGGCAAACUAGGCGGCAACGGCGGCAACGGCGGCAACGGCGGCGGUGGCCACCACCCAUUGAAUCGCCUCCAGUACGUCCAGCAGAGCAACCAGACGCAGCCUGACGAGAGCCAAGACAAUUUGCUACUCCUGCCGCUCUGGCCCAAGCGCUCGACCUCCGACAUGAAGAAAUCCGACAGGGAGAACAACAGGAACCGCAAUGCAGCCAAUAACCGCAAAGAGAAGAGCGAGGCCGCCAACGCCGGACAGGUGCCCGGUGGCAAAGGCAAUAAAGCCAAGGGCUCCCGCAAGCAGCAGCAGCAGCAGCAGCACUCGCAAGAUUCCUCAUCGUCGCAUCGCCCGUUUUCAGGUGCGGCGACGGGAGCUUCGGCCCUGGACGGAGCGGCCCUGCAGCAGCACGAACACAAUGGCCGGCCUUCUGGAGGUUCGUCGCCGACGCCCGACGUCAAUCGGAUGAACCGCAAUCUGGCCACCCAGUUCCUGUUGCGUUCGCCGAGAGAAAACCGCCAGUACGACGUCCCAAUUAUCGAGUGCCCACCUGCCGAAGACGGAAUGGAGCGCUUUGCAUGUCCAACGCCGGAUAUCGUCGGGCGCUACCGAUGCAUCGACGAUCACGUUCUUUGUGAUGGUUUCAUCGACUGCCCUGGCGGCGAGGAUGAAGAUGGCCAAGCUUGCAUGUUCUACAAAACGAUGAAAGCACAUUUGGAUCUGGUGGCUGACGCUCUCUUACGAUGGGUGAGGGGUCGCUAAAUUGUGGAAGUGAGUCUAUCGGUGUUUCUCUGGUUUGAUCCGAGCUAACUACUGCACCAUUCGUCUUUUACUUUUUCUCUACACACCACUGGACACAUAAAACUAUAUCUCUUCACUAAACGAAAAAGAUAUUCUAAAUAUUCUAUAUGUACAAAACAAAAAACAAAAAAACAAAAUCGGAAGAUGUGUUUAGGAAAACUGUCCUAUCAUUCCCUCAUGUUCUCAUAUCCCUCUUACGAAUCCACAUCUAACACACACACACACACACACCUUUAAGGAGAAAAAAGAGAGACAUACGUAUACACAACUAUAGACACACUCUACACACUGACACGUCUCACGUCAUCUAAAACACGGCACUGCAUAAUGAAGAUAGGACCGGAUUAGGAGUGAAUAAAAUGCACGGAAAGGAACGCUGAAUCAUGUCUGACUCAGGGAAUGAACAAAAACAAAAACUAAACAAAACUAUGGCCAACUCACGUUAUGUAAACUCAAUAAAAGCAGACAAGUACCAGUUAUACUUAGAAGAUCUCGAUCCCUUCGUGGAUUUCGUUUUAGACACCGGAGAGAUUGGCAAGUUGACGGAAAGAAUUCAAGAAAUAAAAUAAAAAGAGAGAAAGAGAAAAAAAAAAACAACAUUUACGUAGGCCUUUUGAAACAUCUGUUUAUAUUCCAAGCGUUGUUUAAUUGCAAUUGGGGCAAGAUCUGAGCCCGUAAACAUUAGGUUUGGUUAUCCGAUCCCUGCACGCCUGGUGGGAGCCGCGGGGCUGCGAUGGGAUCGCCCUUUCCGCCUGUUCACGUCGUCCUUCUUCCAAUACAUUCUGAAUCGUUAAUAAUUUUGGGGCAAUACUUACGCUUUUUACGCCUUAGACCCGAUCCAAUGGCCGAUCCCUUUUCGUCACUCUCUAGCACCAUUUUCCUCUUCUAUUAUUAUUCUGUAUAUCGAAUUUACCAAGAGCAACAAAACAAGAGAUCGCACAUUGCUUCACGUGGUAUACUUGUUCUUAUUUUCAAGAAUCUAUUUUCAUUCCAGAAGAUAAACUUCAUUGAAUUUCUCUCACGCCACGUUAGUCAAAUAAAAAAAAGGGGGGAAAGAACAAGAGGCAGAAGUGAAAAUGAAAAAUUCAAAUAAAAAAGAAAAAAAAAGUAAAAAGCGUGAUAUCUAUACAUCUUGCUGACAAUCUCCGCUUCGUUCAUGUUCUUUUCGUUCGUUGUCUUAGUUUAUUCACAAAAUAAUGUCAGUUUUUUGCUCCUCGUGUUUUCAUUAUUCGUCUCUCAUAAUCCGACUUCGAUUAGAGUCCGUUGAAACGUUUCGUUUACAGACGCUGACAAUCCGUUCACCAGCAUUUCCAAUAACGUUCUUGAUUUCUUUAUUAGUAUGAUUAUUAUUAUCCAACAUAUUUCUGGUGCGUCGAGACAGCUUUUUGAUUUCAUUGUAGAUCCUCUUCAACCGAAAAGAAAUUCGAUUUAUAAAGAAAAAGUGACACCAACAAAUCAUGGACGACUUAUAUUCCAUAAAGAUAUGGUCGGAAACAUGGUAGAUUUCUUCGUCUCUUCUUUCAGAAAAAUUGCUGACUCGGCAAAGGAAUGAGCCCUGAUUGAACCUAUAUACAUGCAGCCAUCAAAACUCGCUUUCCUUUUUUGGCUGAUGAAAGAAAACAGAUGAAAAACUUAAACUUAGAGAUAUUGUUCGAAAUUUGGCUAUCUCUCCCUGUCGUGGCGAAAACUCGGGCAAUAUUACUUCGGUUUCAGAUCUUUUCAUCUGGGAGAAUCAAAGCUUUUGACCCAAGGCAGAUGUCAAAGUCUCGACUUGUGGCACCAUGAAACACACGUUAGCCGUCCAUAACAGAUUUUCAAAAAGGUUCAAUUAAAUACCGUUGUUGAAUCAGCAAUUGUGUACUUAGAAGAGUGUUGAAUGUUUUCCUUUCGCCAAUUUGAGCAGCUUGCUGGACGCAUUUUUAGAGGAACAACAUAUGAUUCUUCUUAUAUGUAGCUGUAUAAGAAGUACAUGAUUUAGUCAUCACUCGAUCAUUUCUUACAACACAGACGAUAAAAACAUAUUGUAUGUAAAACACCACCAAUUCUGAUACUCGUUCUACAUAUAUAUAAUUCUAAAUAUAUAUAUAUAAAUAUAUAUUGGUUAUGCUUUUCACCUCUAUUCAUUCCUUAUCACUCAAAGUCAACAAAAUAUGCCAACCAAUUCUUAAAUGGAAUUGGUUGAGUUUACUUACCCAUUUCAAUCGUUCCAUGCAGUACUCAAAUAUUCCGGAACUCUGUUUUCAGUGUGAAUUCCCCUUUGGUCCUCUAUCUUCUUUUAUUUCCCAUAUAUAUAUGCAUAUAAAUAAAUAUAUAAAUAUAUGGUUGUGAUCUCCAGUGAAAAACAAUUUUACGCUAUCAGUUUUUUUUUCUUUUAACUUUACUAAUCGGAAGUUCGCUGCUCCACGAUUCACGCAAUUCAUUAUAAUAGAGAUAAAUAUGAUGAAGGUAUAUACUACAAGCUGACUACAAGCAACGGAUUGAGAACCAAGUUAAUUUGAACUCAGCAGACAACACUUUCUCACUGAUGUAACCCCUCAAAUUGAUUCAGACUAAAAUAUCCAAAAGAUUUGACUUAACAAUAAUGGUGGACUGAGUCAUGUUGCAUGUUCUUAUCAGUGUUGAAGCAGUUUGGGGUAACCAUUGCAAAUAUAUACAUAACACGUAGCUUUUUUUUCUUUUAAACUUGAUCUGUUAGCCGCAACAUCUUCUGUCCUAUCUCUGUUGCCUUGGAUUUUCAACCGUUCUGCAAAAUGUCGUCAUCCUUUCCGAAAUUCUUCUCGAUGUCAUCAUAUAUUGCGGUCAAUACAAGUAACAGUCAGAUCCUCAUGAACAGA
This is a messenger RNA of Daphnia pulicaria, 5764 nucleotides long. RefSeq lists its product as uncharacterized. Gene Ontology annotation, molecular function: transmembrane receptor protein tyrosine kinase activator activity; protein binding. The coding region runs from base 1248 to 2891 and encodes 547 amino acids. Gene Ontology annotation, biological process: positive regulation of MAPK cascade. The record is from RefSeq and is a predicted model, not a curated record. The transcript is spliced from 3 exons. Gene Ontology annotation, cellular component: terminal bouton. Lineage: Eukaryota; Metazoa; Arthropoda; Branchiopoda; Diplostraca; Daphniidae.